Enterobius vermicularis (human pinworm) is the source of this 1920-nucleotide messenger RNA. Lineage: Eukaryota; Metazoa; Nematoda; Chromadorea; Rhabditida; Oxyuridae. The record is from the annotation of a GenBank genome assembly.
AUGUUGUUAUUUGUAGGUAUGGACCUGUCAACUCAGAAACCACUCGCAUUUCUAACAAUUUUUGUUAUUCUUAUGGCUUGGUUACCAUCAAGAUACUGGUUAUACAUGGCUGUUACUUACAUUCUUUAUCGUAUUUCUAAUUCAAAACCAUUCCAUCUUGUUUGCUCCACAGUGACGAGGGAUUUAAGAGGACUAUGCUUACUGGUCAGGGUACAGUUUCGAAUUCGAAUGCAACUGUAUUUAAACAGACCGCUUCAUAAAAUUUUCCUGGAAGUAUUGAAGAAGCAUCCUGAAAAAACUGCCAUUAUUGAAAUAGAUACACAACGAAGCCUCACUUUCUUGGAGCUGAAUAACUGUUGCAAUCAAUAUGCGAAUUUUUUCCAGUCGGAGCAGCAUGAUUCAGGAGAUGUUGUUGCCUUGUUUUUGGAAAAUGGAGCCGACUUUGUUGCUUUAUGGGUGGGUUUGAGUAAAAUAGGCGUAAUUACAGCAUGGAUUAACUCACACUUAAAGUUAGAACCAUUAGCACAUUCGAUUACAGUGGCGAAAGCCAAAUCUAUUGUUACCAGCAAAGCUCUUUUUCCAGUUCUAUCAGAAGCUGUUGGAAAAAAUCUUAUUAGCGGUUGCAAAGUUUAUGUAAUUGAUGAAGAUUCAGCAUUUAAAGGCCAGUAUAUACCUGUUAAGGAACAAAUAAGUAAUUGUUCAGUGGAAGAACCGGUUUCGGUCUUAUGCUUUAUUUAUACUUCGGGUACCACGGGUAAUCCAAAGCCUGCUGUUAUAAAGCAUUUUAGGUAUUACUGGAUGGCCAUGGGAGUUAGUGAAUCAUUUAGGAUUUGUUCUAAUGAUAUUCUGUAUAUUACAAUGCCGGAAUACCAUAGUGCAGCUGGAAUAUUGGGUGUUGGACAAACUGUUCUCCAGGGUUGUACUUCUGUAGUUCGAAAGCGUUUCUCAGCCAGCAGUUUUUGGAAAGACUGUGUGACGCAUGGUUGUACUGUUAGUCAAUACAUUGGAGAAAUUUGCAGGUACCUUUUAGCUCAGAAGACAGUACCAGAAGAAAAGGAACACAGAGUUCGACUUAUGUUUGGAAAUGGGCUUAGGCCGGAACUUUGGAGCGAAUUUGUGUCUAGAUUUGGGAUUUCAAGGAUAGGAGAAUUAUACGGUAGCACCGAAGGGAACUCGAAUAUAGUGAACCUUGACAAUCAUAUUGGUGCUUGUGGUUUUUUCCCGAUAUAUCCUGGUCUCACUGCUCUCUAUCCUUUGAGGCUGAUAAAAGUAGAUGAAGAAACUGGCGAGUUCAUUCGGGAUAAAGAUGGCCUGUGUGUUCCUUGCCGGCCUGGCGAGUUAGGAGAGGUUGUAGGUGUCAUUCGAAAUCAGGAUAUCUUAUUGAGAUUUGAAGGUUACGUUGAUAAAGAAGACACUGCUAAAAAAAUUAUUCGAAAUGUUUUUAAAAAAGGAGACGCGGUGUUCACUUCGGGGGAUUUGAUAUUUUGGGAUGAAUAUGGGUACUUUUUUUUCAAGGAUAGGAGAGGAGACACUUUCAGGUGGAAGGGAGAAAACGUGAGCACCACUGAAGUUGAAAGUGUAUUUACUCCUCUUAAAUCGGUCGCUGAUGUUGCGGUUUAUGGGGUUCGCAUUCCUGGUCAUGAAGGACGUGCUGGUAUGGCUGCCAUAGUACUUAAGGGCGACGUUGAUCUGGAAUUUUCUAUAAAUGUUUUACGUAGUCUUCCGUCUUAUGGAAUUCCAGUUUUCAUUCGCAUCUGUCAGGAAUUUGAUCGCACAGGUACCUUCAAAUUGAAGAAGAUGCAGCUUCAGAGAGAGGGUUACGAUCUAGAAACUUGCAAGGGCGAUAAUAUAUUUUUCUGGGAUACCUCAUUCAAGAAAUAUAAGUUAGUUCAUAUAACUUGCGUUUCACUUCUUGACUGA